Stegodyphus dumicola is the source of this 1509-nucleotide messenger RNA. RefSeq names its product Huntingtin-associated protein 40 kDa (gene Hap40). Gene Ontology annotation, molecular function: protein binding. Gene Ontology annotation, biological process: vesicle cytoskeletal trafficking. Gene Ontology annotation, cellular component: early endosome. The record is from RefSeq and is a predicted model, not a curated record. NCBI's taxonomy places the organism in Eukaryota, Metazoa, Arthropoda, Arachnida, Araneae, Eresidae.
AUCGCCGAAGUCCCGACGAGUCCGGAUUAACAACUUUUGACUGUAUUAGACCGUUAGCGGCUCAACUCACCAAAGACUCAAAUUUUCCUACUUUGGAUUACUGGCGAUUUUUACGAAAACCGAAUAUUGCUGAAGCAAGUGCACAAUUUGCUAAGCUUGCAAAAGAUUUGGAAAACAGGGAGUGUCCACAUUAUGCUGCAUUUUGUUGUCUUGCUGUAGCAAGCCCAGGUUAGGCCAAGGCCUUCUGUACUAGAUGUUUCCAAUCAUCUCUACUAGCAUCCCAAAUCCCCCAAUCUUAGUUUUAAGGACUAAACAGUCUUCCUCUACAGCAUUUAUCCAAGUAUGUGAACGUUCAGAUGGAAAUGCUAUUUUUGAAUCACAGAAUUUACUGCAUGCUGCAAGGCUGUUUUUGGAAGCUGAGCAGCUUAAUCAUGAGCUGCUUUGUCCUUCAUAUAGUGAACAUCUGCAAGCAGCUCUUAGUGCGUAUGGUGAUUGUGUCAAAGUGUAUCUUGACAGUCAGCAACAUGCUCUGGCUGCAGCUCUGUUAUUAGAAGUCGGACAGUCAUUAAAGCAACUUGGUCGGAUCAGUCAAGCUAUAUCAUAUUUUAUAAGAGCUGCUGAAUUGCAUCGUUCAUGUGCUUUAGAUUAUUUGAAUGACCUUAAAGAAAUCAGUGACUGUCGAAUACGAUUAGGUGACUAUGAUGGAGCUUUAACAGUUCUGACUGAAAUGCAGGUUAUCGCUGAAAAAAGAGGUGUAAAAGAAAAUGGUGAACGUAUUGGUGCUUUCACAUCAAUUUUAAAUAAUGUAGAAAUUUCAAGGAUCUUGCUGCUAUUAUUACUGAAGCCACCUGAAUUCAAAUUAAGGCCUGAACAUGCAAAAUUACUUGAACAGUAUUCUGAUAUUGACAGAGAUCCUGUUGAUUAUAUUGAAGAUGAUCUUUAUCUAUUAUUACAGUCUCUUAUGAUUGCUGUUAAAGAAAGGGAUGAAUCUGCAUUGUUACACCUAGAAAGAGAUUUAUGGCCUCGUUUAACGCCUCUUCAGAAUGAUAUAUUAAGUAAAAUUCUUGCUCAAUAUAGGGACUACUCUGUGAGCCUUCCAUAUAAAUGAAAAUUAGAUCUUCACAGAUACAUAUUUAACAAUGAACACCUUCAAUUCCCCGUGGAACAUUCAAAGUGAAAAAUUUGAAGAAUUAGUUAUGUCAAGUGUUUUGAGAACAAGUGCACAUUUUAAACUAGAUUUAUGAUUAUCAUAUAAAAAUUAGAAAUUUUUGUGCAUUCAGUGAAUGAGUAAUUUGUCAUCAAAAUUAAUAACAAAUGAAAAAAUUUUCUCAUAUUUUAUAUUAAAUAUUUCAUAUAGAUAAAUGUUAUAAUUCUAUUAAAAUCACCUUUUAGGUAAUGUAUUAAAAUUCUUUGUUAAGUGUGAGUGAUAAUUGAAAGCAAGAAGUCUGUUCAGUAGUUGAUGAAAUCACUUCCUGUUUGGAAAAUUAAAAAGCAAUCUUUAAAACAGUA